AGAGAGCGAUCAACUUCAGAAGAAGCCAAGGUGGCAUCAGGAGGUUGUGGCAAUCCCAACCCAGCCAUCACGUUUGUCUUCUGCACUGGCCUCAUCUAUGUCUGCGGGUCAUUCCCAAAGGAGUGGGAAAAGCAGCAUUAUCAACGUCUGCCGGAAAAGAAAGCGCCAGAAACUGCAGAAGAAGCGGAAAUUGGAUGAGGAGGAUGCCAGACAUGAUUAUGAAGACACCUCUGGCCCUAAUGUAACUCUGCCAGCAAGUUACAAACCACUUCGUUCUCUUAAAUUGCCCAACUCAGUGUUUAGUGAUGAGGGCGAAUCAAAGAGAGAUGAAAGCAACGUCCUCCGUGACCCGAAGAAAAGAAAAAGUCCUGACCAACUGGACAGCGAGCAUCCAGAGAAGAAGCAGCGCUUCAACCCAGUCGAUGGACUUCCAUACACACAAGGUCAUUUGCUGGGUGAAGGUGGAUUCGGAUCGGUGUAUGCUGGAAAUCGCAUAUCUGAUGGAUUGAAAGUUGCCAUCAAGUACGUCGCGAAAGACCUGAUAGAUGAGCAGAUAGAAGUGGUAAGUUCAAUCUGA
Molecule: messenger RNA, 577 nt
Organism: Triplophysa rosa
Lineage: Eukaryota; Metazoa; Chordata; Actinopteri; Cypriniformes; Nemacheilidae
Product: serine/threonine-protein kinase pim-2-like
Exons: 3
Coding region: 98-577 (159 amino acids)
Biological process (GO): negative regulation of apoptotic process; regulation of mitotic cell cycle; protein autophosphorylation
Cellular component (GO): cytoplasm
Molecular function (GO): ATP binding; protein serine/threonine kinase activity
Source: RefSeq, a predicted model, not a curated record